This is a messenger RNA of Coffea eugenioides, 497 nucleotides long. RefSeq lists its product as uncharacterized. The annotation marks the transcript as partial. Lineage: Eukaryota; Viridiplantae; Streptophyta; Magnoliopsida; Gentianales; Rubiaceae. The record is from RefSeq and is a predicted model, not a curated record. The transcript has a single exon.
AUGUCUGCGCUGCAGAAGUGCAGACCACCGGCUUGCCACCUGCCCAGUCCUAAAGCAAGACCUAAUGUCGCGGCUCGCGUGCACUCAUCAGAGCCCCAGCAGGUCCCAGAUUCCUCUGAGGUCGUAGAUGGUACGAUCCCUGUAUUCCAACACUUUUCCAAAGUUUUAGUAGAUCCUGGUGCCACCCAUUCCUUUGUUAAUCCUGAUUUUAUGUGUGGCAUUGACAUAAAACCUGCUAGUUUACCUUACGACCUAGAAGUUAGUACGCAUACGGGGGAUCAUCGUUUUGUUACUAGUCUGGUUUAUAGGGAUUACGAGGUUUGGGUUGGAGAGAGGAGGUUGUUAGGGGACUUGAUCAGCCUGUCAAUCAAGGGGUAUGAUGUGAUUCUGGGCAUGGACUGGUUAGCCAGGUAUAAUGCCCAAUUGGACUGUAAAAAGAAGGUGGUGGAGUUCCGCAUUCCUGGAGAAGCGACCUUCGGGUUAGAUAUAAGGGGAAG